UGUUUAAAAGGGCAGCUCCUUCCUCAUCUGUUCAACAAGCGAAGUGAAACCCUCUUUUCGUUUUCGUUCUCGUUCUGGUUCGGAAUCUCUUCCCCACCAAAGAGUAACAAACUACGAAAAUGGCCACUGACUACGUACCCAACUCCGACCGUGUCGACAACUUCUUCAACGAGCUCGAGACCCGCAAAUCUCUCCUCACAACCAUCACUCAACUCAACAAAACCCUAACCGACCACUUCGCUUCCUUAGACAACUCCCUUUCCUCCAAGUCCCAAACCCUAGACUCCCAAAUCGAGGCCUUCGAAGCCCAGAUCAAGAAAACCCUCGAGUCUUUCGAAAAUCGCGAGAACGCCAUCCCAGAGCGGGAGUCCACCGCUGCCGCCCGCGUCGAGGAGCAGAAGGACGCGGCAAUUGCGGAUAUUGAGGAGGCAGCGGCCGCAGCGUCAGAGAACAGAAACGGAGGAGGAGAGAGAAGUUUGUCGGGGUUUUUGAGGACCUGUUGUCGGAGGAUGGAUUCCAAGGGGUUAAUUAGGUUUUUAUUGGCCAAGAGGAAGGAGUCGGUGGUGCUUAGGGCGGAUAUCGCAGCUGCAGUGGUGGAAGAGUGUGUGGACGUGAUGAGUUUUGUUCUUGAUGCUUUGGAGGAGUUUGUGGAGAUGAAGGUGGAGGGGAAGGUUGGGAUGGCAGAUAGGCGGUGGGCGGUUGGGAUAUUGAUUCAGGCAGUGUUGCCUGUGGUGGACGGCGGAGGCGUGGCAAAUAGCGUGAGGGAGAGGGCUGCCGGGGUGGUGGAGAAGUGGAAAGGAGCAAUGAGCGGUGGAGGGGAGAGUGGUGGUGGGGUUGGGGCGGGUGAGGCGGCGAUGUUUUUGCAAGCGGUUGCUGGUUUUGGAUUGAAGGACAAGUUUGAGGAGGAUUAUUUGAUGAAGUUGGUGCUGGAACAUGCCACGAGGAGAGAUAUGGCAAAGGUCGCAUUGGCUUUGGGAUUUGGGGACAAAAUCAAAGAUAUCAUCGAUGAGUUGGUGAAGAACGGGAAGGAGAUUGAGGCUGUAUAUUUUGUUUACGAAGCUGGCUUGACAGAGCAGUUUCCUCCACUUCCUUUGCUAAAGACGUAUCUUUCUAAUUCCAGGAAAAUUGCCAAUAACAUAUCUAAGAAGGGAAAAUACAGCAUGUCUGCUGUGGAAGAGGCCAACAAUUCAGAGUUAAAUGCCACAAAGGCCAUCAUAAAAUGUGUGGAAGACCACAAACUUGAAUCGCAGUUCACCUUGGGAAGCCUUAAGAGUCGAGUAACGCAGCUGGAGAAGGCCAAGUCAGAAAAGAAGAAGAGUGGACCAUCAGGGGGGAAGCCCUCUAACAAGCGGGCACACGGCAGUGGUGGCAGCAGGGGUGGGCUAGGCGGUGGCCCACCGCCCUCUCACCGCCCGCCUAAAGCCGGAAGAUUUUCUAACGCUUCCCCUUCUUUCCGCCACCGGAACCCUUCACAGUCACAUCAAGCUGCUGCGGCUGGUAGGUAUGCCGCACCAUACAGCUACCCCAGCCAUAGCAUGUACGAGGGACCUGCUACGGCAUCGUAUGGACGAGGAUACGGUGGGGGCCGCACCCAAAACCCUGCUGCUGCUGCGCUUUCUCAACAGUAUCCCUAUGCCCCUCAGGACAUCGGAGCCUCAGGGGCUCGAGUGGGUGGGUCAUAUGGAGGACAGGGGUCAUAUGGAGGACAGGCGAGUUAUGGUGGUGCUUAUGAUUAUAGUGCUGCAACUGGACCUGCCUACCCUAAUUACCCCCAGUAGAGUGUUGGUACGGAUCAGGAUGAUGAAAGAUUGGGCUUCUCUGCCCAUAUUUUUGUAGUUUACUAUUUCAAAAGCUUGAAGAUGCGGAUUCAUAUGAGGCCAUCUUUUUUCAGUUUUGUAGCAGCGAUUAGUCAAACACCAUCCCCGUUUAGAAGACAGUUCUCUAAAACAAUAAUUGUAUUAGUUUAAUUAUGUUGUCUGGAUGAAACGUUUUGCUGGAUAUCUCUGUUUGCUUCGAUUGGAACUCGGGCCUUUGGGUUUUCGGCCUGAAUUUUGUAACUAGCAUAGCUUUUUGUGGUCACUCCUCAGUUGAAUGAGCAAUGCUAUGGUAACCAUGUCUCAUUACCACAUUUUGGGUACCA
Molecule: messenger RNA, 2140 nt
Organism: Rhododendron vialii
Lineage: Eukaryota; Viridiplantae; Streptophyta; Magnoliopsida; Ericales; Ericaceae
Product: FRIGIDA-like protein 4a
Exons: 3
Coding region: 120-1778 (552 amino acids)
Source: RefSeq, a predicted model, not a curated record